Molecule: messenger RNA, 3126 nt
Organism: Symbiodinium sp. CCMP2592
Lineage: Eukaryota; Dinophyceae; Suessiales; Symbiodiniaceae
Source: the annotation of a GenBank genome assembly
AUGGAGACCGUUGAGAGUUUGGUGCCCCCUCGUGAUUUCGCAGACAGUGAUCAGGAAUGGGAAAAGCCCGACGAUGAAGUGGCUUUGGCUCGUGCUACCUUGGCACACAAUGUCCAUGCCCAUGAGGAUGAGUCGGCCAACUCGGCAUUGGCCUCCUUCACGGCAUUGGAGGUGGAUGACACCAGCAUGGACUUGCGGCUCCAGGAAAUGCAAGCUGCCAUGAAACGGCUGUUGGCCAAGGGCAGCGAGAUGGUGGCGGUCAAGGAAGACAGCCCCUUGUCCAAGGAUAUGGACACCACGGGAUCGGAGGUGCCAACCACAGGUGACUUUGUCCCUGAGGGUGCAGCUACUGAUGACCCCAUGGACAGGCCGGCGGUGCCAACCACAGGUGACUUUGUCCCUGAGGGUGCUGCUACUGAUGACCCCAUGGACAGGCCGGAGGUGCCAACCACAAGUGACUUUGUCCCUGAGGGCGGCGACACGGUGGACAAGGACGAUGCCAACAAGCCCAGGCCCUACUCGGCUCUGCCCGCCGGCACCCUGGAGGAGAAGGUCUUCAGAAUUGAGGGCUUCCCGGAAAACUUCCCCGGCAUCGGCAAGAAGAGUGCAGACUGGGCCCAGCAAUUGACAAAGGAGGAGAUCGCCUCCUUGUUCUCCGAGCUCAAGUCGGAGCAGUGGAACCGCCCGGCUGUGGAACGAGUCCUUGAGGUGUACCAAAUCUACAAGCGACAGCUGGCACAAGAGAAGAUGCUGGCCGCCCCCUACAACCGUGCUCGCAGAGGGGUGGGGCACAGCAGCAUGGGCCAGCUUGACCCGGGCAGCACGGGGGCUACCCUCAUGUGCCCGAACUGCUUUACGGAUUGGCAGCGGCAGGACAACAAGGUUGAGGGGAAGUGCAAGCUCUGCCAGAAGUCUGUCAUCGCCGUGGACAAGGGCCCGCCCUCGGCAGAGAUCAAGCUGGGCCAGUCCUCCUGGCGAAUGUUCUGUGGCCCCCGGGGUGUCACAUGGCACACGGAUGCAGACGAGGCCCAGAAAGAAGCCGCCUCCGUGGACAUUGGCUCUUGGGCCCAGCCGCCACCCAGGCCCACGGAUCAGAAGGAGCUGAGCUUCGCCGACCAGGAGGCGGGGGACAGACCCCACCUCAGGGAUGACUGGCAACCAAGCCAGGAGACAAGGGCUUUCCAUCCCCAGCUGGCGGCGGCGAUGGACGUCACCAAGAAGAGCUCGGGCCCGGUGGACAAGCAGCCCAAGAAGCCCACGGAGGAGGAGUUCUUGGAUCACAUCAACCUCCAGUUGGAUGUGAUCGUGGAGAUGCAGGCGGGCGCACAGAGUGUCGAGGAGGCAAAGGGUGCGUCAAUCCUCCGGCAGCUGGAUACAGAGAAGCUUCGCUCCCUUCUUAAGCGAAAUUACCUCCAGGGCCCUGGGAAUCAGGGAGACGAGUUUGUCGCUGCGCAGACUAGCCUGGAAGAGGCCAAGGCCUCGAACAAGCGCAUGCAGGAUGAGGGAUCCCAGCGCUCCCAGCUCCUCCGGCCGGUGGCGGACUCCAUUGAUACCUGGGGCACCCAGCUGCGCGCGGCCCUGGAGAUGAACGUGUUCAACCCGGAGUGCCCGCUCAAGGAUAUGGAGCUUGAUGACAUCGAGGCCCUUAGGGAAAGGUACUUGAACACGAAGUUCCUGCUAAACCAGAGCAGGAAUCCGUUCCCUGCCUCUCUUCUGCAAGAGCUUCCCACUUUGGCCGCUCUGCAGCGUGAGGGCGAGCGGGUCGCCCGGGACUCCGGCGAGGGGCUGUCUUCCACAGGCGCCUUUGGCCCUGAGGAGCAGUCCCCGGAGGCAUUCUUGGGUGUUCCAGUGGGCUCGGUCGAGUUCCAGAUGCUUCGCCUCAAACGUAUCAUCGAGCUGCACAUGGGGGAGCAGCGCAUGAUCGGGGGCAGAUGGAAGCAGCACCCGGGGUUGCAAUGGGCACGAGGGGGACGGGAACACCCACUGGAGAAAGGAGGUGCAGACGUGGGACUUGGUGAGCCUCUUCUCCUGCUUCGGCCACACCUACUCGGCCAGGCACCUUUACGCCAACAAAACCUGCAGCGGCGAGACGACCACCGUGAUUUGAUGAAGGAGGCCAAGGAGUUUGUGAUUCUGCACGACCUCCCGGUGCCCACGACAAACCAGGAGUGGAAGCAGCUCUACCGCGAAAUCGGCUCCUUUUUCGCUGCCAAGGUCUUCGUCUUGGAUCUCCCUGUUUCGGACAUCCAUGACUCCAAGCAGCACAUGCGAUUGAGAGCCGUAUGUGACGAAAGGAUCACCCUUCCUUUGAAGGCCUUCCGGCACUUCCCGGAGAUCUACAACUUGCUCUCCAACUCGUUGCGUCAAGAGUCGGUGAUGGAGGUCAAGAUGGCGUGGCGCUGCAACACCGUGCAGUGGUGGACAGCCCGCCUCAAGCCGGAGUACGCCGGCCCCAUCUACCGCAAGCUUGGCUACUCGGAGAGCCACAUCAAAGGCCUCGGCUUGGGGGACAGGGACACCUCAGCUGCCUUUGGCGCUGAAAGGAUUCCCCUGGACCCGGGGUCGGAGCAGGAGCGCUCCCUCCCGCCCAUCACCCCGGACAAUGUCACGAGCGUGGCCUCGGACGACUACAAGAAGAAGAACGUGGGGGACAAGACGGCCCACGUGUUCUGGGCCAAGAUGGAGUGUGGCCUGGUCCUCAGCUCCGUCUCUCCGUGGGAGAUUGUGGACAAGAAGAAGGGUGAGACCCGUGGCGGCUACGUUUGCCGCCACUGCAAGGGGUUUUGGCGCAGUGGCAGAGGUGCCAGCAGGUUCCUGCUGAUCACGGGGGAGCACCGAGGGAAGUCCGCGCAGCUCCAGCUCAUCCUGGACGAGCCCCCCCUGCACCUCUACGAGUCCUGGGUCAAGGACCGGAUCGAGUUCUACAAGAGGGUGGAGCCCACGGCGGCCCCCCGUGAUCGCUCCCUCCGCGUCAACCCGAGCCUCAGCUCCAGGCUCCGGUUCAGCAAGACGAACCUCAUGGGCCAGGUUUCCAACAUGAUCUGGUCGGUGGUGCUCUCCAACCUGGAGCGGGAUGGCCUCAAGAAGAUCCACGAGCUUGCGGCAUCCCGGGUCCGCCCGGCCUGA